AUGGCCUCACGUGCUUGGUGUUACCAGAUUAAAGAUGAACAGAGAGAAGAUAUUGCAAUUGUAGAAUCCAUUAAUACUGGAAAGCCCAUUACUGAGUCAAGAGUUGAUGUGGACGUAGCAUGGCAGGCUGUUCAAUAUUACGCUGGAAUUGCUGGGUCUCUUGCUGGCCAACACAUUCAGCUCCCUGGAGGAUCAUUUGCUUACACAAGGAGAGAGCCGCUUGGUGUGUGUGUGGGCAUUGGGGCUUGGAACUACCCAUUCCAGAUAGCCUGCUGGAAGUCAGCUCCAGCUCUGGCUUGUGGAAAUGCCAUGAUUUUCAAGCCUUCACCUUUGACUCCUCUGACUGCCGUGAUGCUUGCUGAGAUCUACACACAAGCUGGGGCUCCGAAUGGGUUGUUCAAUGUGCUUCAAGGGGCUGUAGAGACCGGAAAUCUCCUGUGUAAACACCGAGGUGUGGCAAAGGUUUCUUUCACUGGUAGCGUGCCUACUGGAAUCAAGAUCAUGGAAACGGCAGCAAAAAGCGUCAAGCAUGUCACUCUCGAACUUGGAGGGAAAUCUCCGCUCGUCAUUUUCUCUGAUUGCCAUUUGGAGAAUGCUGUGACAGGUGCAAUGCUGGCGAACUUUCUCAGCCAGGGAGAGGUGUGCAGCAAUGGCACCAGGGUGUUUGUACAGAAAGAUAUAAUGUCCAAGUUUGUGGAAAAAGUGGUGGCAAAGACAAAAGCAAUAAAAGUUGGGGAUCCACUGCUCGAAGAUACGCAAAUGGGAGGGCUCAUCAGUCGCCCACACAUGGACCGAGUGUUGUCUUAUGUGAAGCAAGCCAAGGAACAGGGUGCAGCUGUUCUUUGUGGUGGAGAUCGUUUUGUUCCUAAUGAUCCGAAAUUGAAAGAUGGAUAUUUCGUGAAACCUUGUAUUCUGGGAAAUUGCAACGAUGAGAUGACCUGUGUUAAGGAGGAGAUAUUUGGACCUGUAAUGUCAGUGUUGGCAUUCGAAACAGAGGAGGAGGUUAUAGAGAGAGCGAAUAACACUGACCUCGGUUUGGCAGCUGGAGUGUUCACCAGAGAUUUGACUCGAGCUCAUCGGAUGGCAGCCGCUCUUGAGGCAGGGACAUGUUUUAUAAACAACUACAAUGUCUCCCCCAUUGAAAUACCUUUUGGAGGAUAUAAAAUGUCAGGGUUUGGAAAAGAGAAUGGAAUAGCGACAAUUGAAUAUUAUACACAACUGAAAAGCGUUUAUGUGGAAAUGGGAGAUCCAGAAUGUUCUUUCUAAAUUGCAAUACUGUUCGUGCCUAAACUCGACCUGUUGUUUCAGGUUAGUUUAUAAUAGUGGUGGCUUAUUUUCUUGUUUCUGAUUUAAAUGUCCAAACUGUCUUUGUUGAUGUUGAUUAUUCUGUAAUAUGAAAGCUUACUAUCACCAUUCAAACCAUAACUGGACCCUCUUGUAAAAUGAUUUUUGCUGUCCUGUUCUUCAUUAAAAUUGGAUUGCCUUGCUUCUUAAAAUCAAAA
This is a messenger RNA of Rhincodon typus (whale shark), 1502 nucleotides long. RefSeq names its product aldehyde dehydrogenase 9 family, member A1a, tandem duplicate 1 (gene aldh9a1a.1). The coding region runs from base 1 to 1266 and encodes 421 amino acids. The record is from RefSeq and is a predicted model, not a curated record. Gene Ontology annotation, molecular function: 4-trimethylammoniobutyraldehyde dehydrogenase (NAD+) activity; aminobutyraldehyde dehydrogenase (NAD+) activity. The transcript has 10 exons. NCBI's taxonomy places the organism in Eukaryota, Metazoa, Chordata, Chondrichthyes, Orectolobiformes, Rhincodontidae.